UUCAAUUCAACACCGACUUCGAUACGGAACGGACGCGCGCGCGCUCACGCUGAAUUAACUGUGAAAACGUAGUGAAAAAUCGUACAAUACUUGAAGUAUAGUAACUACCAUAAAUUAAGUAUAUACAUGUAUGUAUGUAUGGGUGUGUGUGUGUUAAUAGUGAAAAGUUUUGGCUUCAUUGAGUACGAAAAAAGUUUGGGAAAAAAUGCAAAUGCGAAAUGUUGAAUUAAAAAACGCAAAGUGCGCAUUGUAAUUUUGAAAAUUCGUGAGUUAUUCAAGCGGUGCUUCAGAUAAUUGGCUUUUCAGCGGCAGCGUGUGGCACAAAGUGGCCAAAAAGAAACCGUGAAAGACGUGAAAAAAGUGUAUUUUUCGUGUUUGUAACAUUCAAUUAGUGUAAUAAAAGUGCUUUUAUUGCGCAUUUAUAAUGAAACUGUCGUAAACUCGAAACUUUUUUUGCAAAGCGAAACCAAACUGAGGAAUUUUUCAAUAGUUGGACGUGUAUUGAAACCCGUAUUUUCUAGUUAUUAGAGGAAAUCAAAAAUCUACUUAGCGGUCUAAAUCUAAAUUUUUUCGAUAAUCUACAACAACCACUAUUUUUAAAAUCCUUUCAAUAAUCAAGCAAUCAAUCAAAAGCAUAGCAUACGAGCAAAAACAACAAUAUAGUGAAUUAAAUUGAAUUUGUCGUAUCAACUUCCGCUCAAGCAUAAUCAGCAUUACUUGAGUACCACAAACACAGAAACGCAUACACACAGCGAAAGGACAGCGCACGAUGUUAAGAAAUAGCAGACAAAGCCAACAACUACAACCGAAAUACAAAAUGCAACACUGCUACACACUACUAUUGACAGCCACGAUACUGUUGGUGCAUUUGAUUGCACCCAGCAGUGCCUCGGUACAUCCGGUGCUCACCUACACAAACGCUUCCACACAACUCGGCCAGCUGGUCACCUCCAGCACACUGGUCUGGGAGACAUACGACCCCAAGGAUACGAAACAGUUGCAAUAUGCGGUCGAGGGUGGCAAAUACAUAACCGAGGAUGAACACUAUCCGAUCUAUGUGUGUCGCGUGACCAUCGAGGGUAUCACCACCAGCGGCCACACGGAGAAGAUACUGCAGUCGCAUGUCUGCGUCGCAGCGCAUUACAAGCACGGCAAAUACGAACAGUUCGAUGUGCUGGUGAAUAAGGGACAUCUCGGCAAGAUUAUGUGGAAGCAUUGGCGUAAAUUCAAUGCUGGUAUACCCAUCGGCGCCAUACGUAUCGGUGAGGAUGACUACAUUGGGCGGCACAAGGCGCCAGCAAGCGGCGAGAGCGGCACUGAGCAUUGGGGUGCGGACUACAACUUGGGCCGUUUGGAUCCAUUGGGUUUGGGUAAAAUCAAGGUGAUUGAGAAUGGACGUGACAAGGACUAUGAUGAGGGUGAGGUGUUGGUGGAGACAGAGCCCUUCCGUUAUGAGUUGAAAGACAUCAAAUUGGACAACAUACGUUUGGAUAUGCGCGAGAACAUAACCGAUUUGGCUUCCAGCGUGUUGGCCAAUCGUGGUGAUAUGUACGUACUGGUAGAGUCCGUGAUGACUUACGAAUUCGACUACAUACAAUACUGGGGCUCACAUGAGGGCGUAGCACGCGGUUUACCCACCAAAGUCUAUGAGAAAGAUGUCAAAGUGCCCGUAGAAGUCAAGUGGGGCUUGAAGUAUGUUGAGAAACGUUCCGAGACCAAAUCAGUACAUACAAAACUCUGGCCCGGCACCGCAUUGAAUGUCACGCUCAAGGGUAACUAUGUCACGCUGGAAGCGCCCUACUCCGCCAAACUCUACGCCUUUUAUUAUGGCAUUGAGGACAGCGUCUCACGCAAGAUCUCAGCGGAGGUGCGCAAGAGCUACUUGAAGGACGUUAAACUGGAAUUCAGUCCUGUCUAUUGGAUUGAGAACGGCACCUUUGUGCCCACCACAACCACCACUUCAACUACAUCCACUUCCACCACCACAAACCCCACAACCACCAGUCACGAGCCGGUGCCUAUGCACGAACCGCCCGUAGUGCAAGUGAAAAACAUCGGCGAAACGCACUCGGGUCCCGAUUCGCUAGAGAAAUCGCUGCAUGAUUCACCCAUGAGUAAUGAAAUACCGAGCGAUGUACCCGAGAAUUUGGCCGCUGAGCAGCAAAAGCCCACUUUGGCUGGCAUAGCGGUAACAGGCGGUGGUCAGCAAUUGCAACAACAAAUGUGGGCGCAGUUUGUAGCGCUGAGUGCGGUGACGCUGUGGGGUCUGCAGGCGCUGCGCAGCAUUUAGAGCGACUGCUGAAGCGCCUGUAGCGGUGGCUGGCGGUGCGUUGGCAGCUGUGUUGAUGGUUGGGGUGUGGCGAAGCUUUACAAGCGCGGUGGUGAUUUAUGGCCGUGGUGAAGCUUUAUAGGCGUGGUGGAGCUUUAUAGGCAUGAUAAAGCUUUGUAGACGUGGUGAAGCUUUGUAGGCGUGGUGAAGCUUUAAAGGCGUGGCGUUCUAGGCUUAAGUGAUUUAAAAUAGCAUGUUGUAUAUGAGUUGCCAGCGUUCGCGCACUUACAGUUAGCGAGCGCGCAACUGUUUAGUUUUCGCUUACUCCUCCUAUCUCUCUAACACUCUCUCUCUCACUAUAAGUUAUAGAUUAUGCUUCGUAAGCUUGUAUUGUAAUUUUAAUCUCACUUUUUAUUGUUUUUCCAAACAUGUUUUGUUCGCUUCAGCUUUUUAUACGUAUUUGGUCAGCAAGGAAAUAUUUCAAGCAUCAAAAUCAAAAGCUUUGAGAGUAAUGCGAAACAAUAAGAAUAAUGCAAAGCGCAGGAAACACAAUAAAAUAUGAAAUUGAUAAGAAAAAUAAUAAAAAUAUAUUAUAGCAAGAAAGAUAAAUAAUAAACGAUAAGUGAGCGGAAGUAAAAAGCGCGUGUUAAAAGCUCACGAAACAAUUGUGAGAGCGAAUAUUAAAGAGAAAUAUGAAAAUAGCAUAGGAAAACACAAUGCGUUGGGCAUUCAAUGAAUUAAGUAUAGAUUUUAGCGUUUAGUGUUUAGUUGUUGUUGUACCUGUUUUAACCGUCUGCAAAUUGUGUAGCGCCAGUAAAUGUGAGCAAAUCAGAGGAAAAGGCAAAAGCAGAAGCGAAAAUGAGUUAAAUAAUUAAUUGAAAAGAAAAACUGAAAAUAAAAAGAGAAAAGCAGGAAGUAAAUGAGAAUUACAAAAACAAGCGAGCCAGUAUAUAAUGUAAUAAAAAUACCAAAAAGCAAAAACAAAAAAGAAAAAAAAAAAAAACAAAAACAAUAAUUUAAAAUAAUAAAAAAGCAGCAAGAGCGCAGAAGCUAGUUUCGAAAAUUUUCAAUUUCGUCGACGGUUUGGAUAGGCUAAAAAUAAAUAAAUAA
Molecule: messenger RNA, 3379 nt
Organism: Bactrocera dorsalis (oriental fruit fly)
Lineage: Eukaryota; Metazoa; Arthropoda; Insecta; Diptera; Tephritidae
Gene: uzip
Product: protein unzipped
Exons: 7
Coding region: 770-2290 (506 amino acids)
Source: RefSeq, a predicted model, not a curated record